Hypoxylon trugodes is the source of this 1371-nucleotide messenger RNA. RefSeq names its product MFS general substrate transporter. Gene Ontology annotation, molecular function: transmembrane transporter activity. Bases 1 to 1371 code for a protein of 456 amino acids. Lineage: Eukaryota; Fungi; Ascomycota; Sordariomycetes; Xylariales; Hypoxylaceae. Gene Ontology annotation, biological process: transmembrane transport. The transcript is spliced from 10 exons. The record is from RefSeq and is a predicted model, not a curated record.
AUGUCGGAUUUAAUACCUAUCUCUCACACCUCAUCGAUCGAGCGCAAUGUUGAGGUGCUACCAUCAAAGAAGACGCCACCGACGGGUUCCAAGGAGGACUUAAGCAAGUCAGAUAAUCACCACGAGAACGCAAACGAAUAUGUAACCGGCAUCAAACUAACUUCGAUUGUCGCGAGCGUGGCACUUGCCUGCUUCCUAAUGCUUUUGGAUACGAUGGUCGUUAGCACUGCAAUCCCACGUAUUACCGACACUUUUAAUUCGCUUCUAGACGUUAGGUGGGAUGCCAGUGCAUAUCAGUUUGGCAGUGCCGCUCCACAACCGCUCACAGGAAAAGUAUAUACGCACUUCAACACCAAGUGGUCCCUUUUGUCGUUCUUCGCGAUAUUCGAGAUCGGUUCCAUUUUAUACGGCGCCGCCGUCUCAUCCGAUAUGUUGAUAGUCGGACGCGCCGUUGCUGGAUUCGGUGCAGCUGGUAUCACAAACGGUGCCAUAACCAUCAUUUCGAGCUGCGCGCCUCUCGAGAAGCGCCCUGCACUCAUCGGUCUGACUAUGGGUUUGAUGCAGUUUGGUCUUGUAGCAGGACCUCUCGUGGGAGGUGGUGUUAGUGCUUUUCAAGCCCAUUCAUUCGUUAGCUUCUAUGUUAACUUACCGGUUGGAGCUUUUACUGCACUGGUCAUACUUCUAGUGCGGAUUCCCGAACAAAUACCAAAACCGAAGGCUUUAGUGACAGUGGUAUGGGCAUCGGCGCUCUACCAAGCUUUCAUGAUUUCGGCUGUUUAUGGUGCAACGUUCUUUCUUCCCAUUUACUUCCAGGCUAUCAACAAUGUGACAGCUAUGUUAAGUGGCGUAUAUCUUUUGCCUACAAUUGUACCGCAGCUUUUAAUGGCUGGUCUCUCUGGAGUUAUGUUGCAGAAGAUUGGUUUUAUCAUUCCAAUAGCUGUAGUAGGACUCAGCAUGCAACUGGCUAUCAUAUCGAUCCAAGCCGCCGUUGGAGAAGAGGAACUUGCCACCGGUAUGGUCCUCGUCAUCUUCGCCCAGUCACUAGGUCCAGCUAUCGUCUUGGUUGUGUGUAAUGUGAUUUUCAACUCUAGUUUAAAGUUUCAGCUACAAGACAAUGCACCACACACCGAUGCGGCGGCAGUCAUCAGUGCAGGGGCUACUGGAUUUCGUGCCAUUGUGCAGGGUGAUGAUCUCCCUGGGGUCCUUAUUGCCUACGUUGUCAGUAUCGACCGAGUGUUUUAUUUAGUUGCUGGAGUAGCCGCCGCAUGCAUUAUCGUACUAUGGGGUAUGGGUUGGCAAGAUCUAAGAACGAAAGGAAAUAAAGUGGAAAAUGGAGCCGUUCACUCCGAUAAGCAUGGGGAGUCGGCGUGA